AUGGCUCCUGUGUUAGGUUAUUGGCUUCUCCGUGGGCGAGCUCAACCAAUUCGCCUUUUUCUGGAAUAUCUCGAAGAACCGUACGAAGAGAAACGUUAUGGUCAGGGUGAUGUGGCCGAAUGGCAAGCGGAGAAGACCUCCAUAAACUUGGAUUUUCCAAACCUUCCUUAUUACAUCGAUGGCGAUUUUUGUAUUACUCAGUCCAUGGCAAUUAUCAGGUAUCUGGCCGAUAAGCACAAUCUCUUGGGUAACGACCCAAAGGAGCGUGCCUAUAUAACUAUGCUGGAAGGUGCAGUGAAUGAUUUACGGUCGGCAAUUGCAACAAUGGCCUACAGUGCUCAGAUGGAAAAAGAGAAAGCUAGUCUGGUCGAAAAAAUGCCCGACUGUCUGAAGAAAUUCGAAAAGUAUUUGGAAUCGAAACCAUUCCUAAUGGGAGACAAAAAUUUGCCCCGCAUCAAAGCAUAUAUGGAAUCGGAUCGAUUCGUCAAAUGGCCACUGCAUGCCUGGUUUGCUGCAUUUGGUGGUGGGACCAAGCCUCCCCUAAGUUAA
Molecule: messenger RNA, 549 nt
Organism: Echinostoma caproni
Lineage: Eukaryota; Metazoa; Platyhelminthes; Trematoda; Plagiorchiida; Echinostomatidae
Source: the annotation of a GenBank genome assembly